Molecule: messenger RNA, 666 nt
Organism: Staurois parvus
Lineage: Eukaryota; Metazoa; Chordata; Amphibia; Anura; Ranidae
Source: the annotation of a GenBank genome assembly
CAGGAGAAGAGCUUCUCCUGUCCUGAGUGUGGGAAAGGAUUCCAAUUUAAAUCUUGGCUUAAUGAGCAUAAAAUAUCUCACACAGGUGAGAAGCAACAUUCCUGCCCUGAGUGCGAUCAGAGAUCUCACACGGGGGAAAAGCCGUAUUCCUGCCUUGAGUGCGGGAAAUGUUUUUCAAAUGUAUCCAAUCUUUACAAACAUCAGAGAUCUCACACGGGGGAGAAGCCAUUUUCCUGUCCUGAGUGCGGGAAAUGUUUUGCACAAAAAGUAACACUUGCCAUGCAUCAGAAGUAUCACACGGGGGAGAAGCCAUAUUCCUGUCCUGAGUGUGGUAAAUGUUUUUCAGAGAAGUCUAAUCUUUCCAAACAUCAGAGAUUGCACACAGGUGUGAAGCCAUAUUCCUGUCCUGAGUGCGGGAAAUUUUUCUCAGAGAGAUCCAGUUUUAACAGACAUCAGAGAUUGCACACGGGUGAGAAGCCAUAUUCCUGUCCUGAGUGCGGGAAAUGUUUUCUUCAUAAAUUUGCACUGGGUGCACAUCAGAGGUCUCACACGGGGGAGAAGCCGUAUUCCUGUCCUGAGUGCGGGAAAUGUUUUUCAAAGAAGGCCCAUCUUUACAGACAUCAGAGACUGCACACGGGGGAGAAGUCACAUUCUUGUUCUGAGUGA